UUGCCAUGCAAGUAUUAUGGCGUGAGGCAUUGGAAGGGAACCGUCCAAUUACAGUGGACGAGUUCCUUUACUGCUAUAAGCCCUCAGAGAUCAAAAAAUCUGCUGGGUUCUACCAGUUUUCGUCCAGAGGUACAUAUUACAGUUUAAUAACGGGCCGUAGUUCGUCUGACCGGCUUUGGAAAAAGAAUUUUUUAUUAUUUCUGGAAAUUGGGCUGGGGACCCAGCUGAUGUGGGUAUUCCCCUCUUCCCACCUUUUACCAGCCCUCUAGGUCGUCUUCGUCCUGAGGGUAUGUCUUUCUUUCCAUUUUACCCUGUUUGUCCCUUAAAAUUUCUUAUCUGUUACUCGUCUAACCAUUUAUCUUGGUGAUGCAGCUGUUGUUCGUCCACGCUUGGACAAGUUUUCCUUGGACCGGAUAGACGUGGUUCGCACCUUUCCAGGAAGGACUUUCCACGACUUAGUUACUCUUAGUCGUCUAGCAACUUGGGGACUUGGUCCACUUCCUACGGCUGAGAACCUAAGUCACGAGGAGGUCACUCGUCGAAGGAUAAGCACAAUGAGGGAAAACAAGGAAAAAACAGUGGCUAGCGGGGACGAGGAUGUUGCUGCUCCAACUCCCAAAGUGGCUUCCGUCCAGGCUGGGAAGAGGAAGUCCAAGGGUAUUUCAAGCAAUGUGGACCUGGACGACCUUCCCAGUCGUCGUGGCCACAAGAAGCAAAAACCAAGUAAGACUUCCCUUCCCAAGGUUCCAAAGUUCGUACCACCAACAGUGAACUUGGACGAGCCUGUGGACGUGGAGCCCGUCCAAAUAGUUCAUCCUGUCCAGUCUGAUCCUCCCCCUGCUCCCAAAACUUCUUACAAGCCUAGCCCGUAUGAGCCCUCUGAUCGUCCCUCUAAUUUGGUUCUGGACGAGGGUUAUGCAUGGAGGACGUUCAAAGGGAUCGUCACUGAUCAUGAAGUUAACGAAUGUUACAACAUGUCAGUGAAGGAGUUUGAGCGUUCUGGCAUCCAUGACCUUUUCAAGGCUAUGUCAAAGUUUUAUACAGCGACUUGCCAGGCCAAGGAGCUUGCUACAGAGGCCAAGACUGCCAAGGAUAAGGCUAAGGAGCUAAGCCAUGAGGUCUUAUCCAAGAAGGGGGAGGUCAUUAGGUUGACCGAGGACUUUAAUCGUCUGCUGGGAAGCGAGACGAAGCUGAAGAACGAUGUUGAGGAGCUCAAAGCUGACAACUUAGAGAAGGAUACCCGCAUCGUCCAUCUAGAAGGACAAGUUGCAGAGCUUACCUCGUCCUUGGAGAAGGCACGUGAAGAAGCAAUUGCUGCUUUUAAGAAGUCUGACGAGUAUAAGAAUCGUCUAGACAGUCAUUAUGCAGCUGGUUAUGAAGACUUCCGUGCUGAUGCCAAAGACGCGUAUCCUGAUUUGGACUUUAACUCGUUCAAGCUUCCUCUUGCUACAGAGAGUUCUGUGUUGUAGACGAGUUCCGAGGACGUCAACAUCAUGGACGAUGCUAACACUGAAGUUACUCAGGACGAACCCAAGUGAAGUCUAUUUCCUUAGAGAAUUUGUUUUUAUUUGCUUUUCAUGGAAGUGCCCGUUGUUUUGGGCUUUUUACUUCUUUUUUUUUUUUUUUUUUUUAAAGCUCA
Quercus robur (English oak) is the source of this 1639-nucleotide messenger RNA. RefSeq lists its product as uncharacterized. The record is from RefSeq and is a predicted model, not a curated record. The coding region runs from base 555 to 1469 and encodes 304 amino acids. Lineage: Eukaryota; Viridiplantae; Streptophyta; Magnoliopsida; Fagales; Fagaceae. The transcript is spliced from 3 exons.